CCGAGUAGCAAGCAAAAACCGCGAUCCGCAGUUCGAAAGCCGGUGUCAUUUCAUCGGUUAAGUGAUAUGUUUUUGGCAAAGUUGAUCCUUUUUUCGGUGCUGCAGGUGCUAUCCUGCCACGCCGAGUAUUACAGUUCCACCUCGGGUCUGGAAAAGUUAUUCGAAACGGAGGUCGUACUCCUGGCAGAACUGCAAAAUUAUGUAAAUGAAAUUAACCAACAUGCUGAGGCACUACAGAGUGAGAUCGACGCCAUCCGCUUGGAACACCUGAAUGCCGCCGAUGGAAUCGAUGACUACCUCAACAAUCCGGUGAACGCAUUCCGGCUGAUUAAACGCCUUCACAGCGAUUGGGAGACCUUUGAGGGCAGUGUUUUGGCGGAUUCGAGUCGCUUAAACUUUCUCGAGAUGAUGGCCAGGCACAAGGAGAAUCUGAGCUUUCCUUCGCAGGACGAUUUCGUGGGUUCGGCAAUAGCUCUUACUCGUCUUCAGCAGACUUAUCAACUAGAUGUGGCCGAAUUGGCCAGUGGAAUCCUUAAUGGCGUUAAAUAUGGCACGGCCAUGUCCUGGCAGGAUUGCUUUGUGCUCGGCCAGCACCUGUACGCCCUGAGGGACUACAACCACACGGUUCCGUGGCUGCAGCAGUCGAUGCAGCUGCUCGUGGAGCAGUCCUACGGCUCGGAGUCCGCCUCCCUGGACUUCAUGGAGGCGGUAGUGGAGUACCACCGGGAGAUGGGUGCCCACGAGAGUGCCUUGAGCCUGGUGAACCACGUGCUGUCCGUCGAGCCGGAGCAGAGGAGUCACCUCCUGGAGGCUCGCCAGCACCUGGAGGAGUUGAUCACGGAUGGGGACAAGAACGGGCUGCUCCACAUGACGGCCCGGAGGCCGGGGGACUACCAUGAGUCCCGGGAGUUCCGGAUGUACGAGCAGGUGUGUCGUGGGGAGCUGACUCCACCUCCCUCGCAGCAGCGGAGUCUCAGGUGUCGCCUGAGGAAAAGUCGCUUGGGAUACGCCCCCUUCAAGUUGGAGGAGCUGCACCUCGAUCCCCUGGUGGUGCAGCUGCACCAGGUGGUUAGCCCUAGGGAUGCGGAGUUCCUGCAGAGGACUGCCCGACCCAGGAUAAAAAGAUCCACUGUGUACUCCCUGGGAGGAAGUGGAGGAUCCACGGCAGCCGCCUUUCGCACCAGUCAAGGUGCCUCGUUCAACUACUCCCGUAAUGCGGUGACCAAGCUUCUUAGCCAGCACAUGGCCGACUUUUCCGGCCUGGAUAUGGAUUACGCCGAGGAUCUUCAGGUGGCCAACUAUGGCAUCGGUGGGCACUACGAGCCCCACUGGGACAGCUUCCCCGAAAAUCACGUUUACCAGGAGGGCGACUGGCAUGGCAACCGCAUCGCCACGGGCAUAUAUUACCUCUCCGAUGUGGAAGCCGGUGGAGGAACCGCCUUUCCCUUUCUGCCCCUCCUGGUGACCCCGGAAUUGGGCAGCCUGCUCUUCUGGUACAAUCUUCAUCCUUCUGGAGACCAGGACUUUCGAACCAAACACGCCGCUUGUCCAGUUCUUCAGGGCAGCAAGUGGAUUGCCAAUGUGUGGGUUCGAGAACGCCAUCAGGAUAAAGUAAGACCCUGCGAUCUUCAGAGGAACCAGGAAAUCUCAUUGCGUUACAGGGACUUUGACUGAUUUCAAUUUGUAUAAGAAAACCUCUCAUUAAAGUUAGAUAUUUAUUUAUUAAA
Molecule: messenger RNA, 1727 nt
Organism: Drosophila suzukii
Lineage: Eukaryota; Metazoa; Arthropoda; Insecta; Diptera; Drosophilidae
Gene: PH4alphaMP
Product: prolyl-4-hydroxylase-alpha MP
Biological process (GO): peptidyl-proline hydroxylation to 4-hydroxy-L-proline
Cellular component (GO): endoplasmic reticulum
Molecular function (GO): protein binding; iron ion binding; procollagen-proline 4-dioxygenase activity
Source: RefSeq, a predicted model, not a curated record